Necator americanus (New World hookworm) is the source of this 294-nucleotide messenger RNA. RefSeq lists its product as uncharacterized. Bases 1 to 294 code for a protein of 97 amino acids. The transcript is spliced from 2 exons. The record is from RefSeq and is a predicted model, not a curated record. NCBI's taxonomy places the organism in Eukaryota, Metazoa, Nematoda, Chromadorea, Rhabditida, Ancylostomatidae.
AUGGCUGCCCGGCCGACCGGCCAGCCAGCAGGCCAGACACAGCCAGUCCGCCCCGGACGAAUGAACGAGCAGAGGUCGGCCGCCGCCGACGACGACGACGAACACACACAAGCACCAGCAGUAAACAACGACGAGCGUGUUGAUGAUGAUGGUGAUACACAUUCACAGUGCCCAUAUUGGCUACUGGCUCCGCUCACGAAAGUGCACACAUUGCGAUCAGCUAUAUCGCCUACCGUAACCCCGCAAGUCUGUAGUAUUGCGUCGUUCCGAGCGCGAUUCCCAUUCCGACUAUGA